GCUGUUCUGGAUAGCUUCUACAGAUCAUCACUACCGCCAACCUCUUCAUGUACACACCCCCUCACCUACCCAAUCCGGCUGUCCCCCAGUCCCCCAACACCAUCGAUCCUACAGCUUAACCGCCCAACCCACGCUACUACAGGAAGCCACAGCAAGCCACAGCUCCAACCAACUAAACCACCGCGAUAAUGACCGCCCCAUUUACCCCCGACAGCGCCGCCCCCGAGCCCUCCACACCAAGCAAUAUCUCCAUCACAGCGCUGGCCCGCUUCGAAUUUGAGGCCGGAAAGGCCAACGACGGGACUAAGAUCCUCAUGAUCGAAUGGGAAGAUAGCAGGGCGGGGUCAUGGCAUGUGUUCUGGGAAGGGAAGAAGGCUGUUUUGCCGGCUGAUGAGCAGACGAGUGAGAGUACGAGGAGGUUUUACUUUCUUUUGCCGCCGGAUGUGACGAUUCCGCCUAUUGUCACGUUGGAGUAUCAUCCGUCGACACCAUUGGACUCGACAGCGAAAUCGACAAGUGAAAAUACAGAGACAAGGGAGGGGAGGAAUACGAUCCAACUAAACCCGCUCCCUGCGAUAUUCCCGCCCGAACUAGGUGUUACCGGUCGGUCAGCUGGGAAAAAGGGCGUGUUGCAUACAAUAUGGGCGAAGAAGAGGCUGCAGGUUCUUGAGAGGGAGAUCCGGGAGGAAUGUUUGAGCAACGCAGAGGGGAUUGCGCUGCAUAUGGCUGUGCAGGAGAAGGAGUGGAUUGAGACGCAUUUUGGAUUAGGUCCCAAUGCGGAUAACAGUAACGACAACGGGGCCCAGGGUCACGGAAGGAACUACCCCAUGGGACCGACGACGCCGGUGUCGCCUGGUGGGAGCGGGAAGUUGGGGGAGAAGCUUAGGGGGUUAAAAUUGCAAACUAGUGAGCAAGGGUUGUCGCCGAGGGAGGGAUCUGCUGCGCGUCUUCUCUCGCCUCAAUCGCCCGAUGUCGCCGUUUCGUCGUUUAAUUCCUUCCACAACAACCACAACCCCAACCCACCUGCGGUGAAAGCAGUGGCGCCGCCCGAGUCGAUUCAAGCGCAACAACACGAGAACAACAGCAGCAGUGGAUUCGCGUCCAUGAACUCGUUGGCUGGGCCGGCUAACACAGACUCCGGCGAGGAGUUAUUCGCAAAGGCGCUGAGUCCGAGAUCACCGGACCUACCCCGGAGUCCAUUCUCUUUCGCGCCAGAGACUCUACAUAUGUGAUUUUGCACCUCAUUUUGUCUGAUUUUGGCUGUAUAUAACGUGUUAUGAUUCCCCCUCGUUGCAUAUGAUACCAGCAUGGCCGUACCAUGA
Molecule: messenger RNA, 1322 nt
Organism: Aspergillus ruber CBS 135680
Lineage: Eukaryota; Fungi; Ascomycota; Eurotiomycetes; Eurotiales; Aspergillaceae
Exons: 2
Coding region: 189-1232 (347 amino acids)
Source: RefSeq, a predicted model, not a curated record